Messenger RNA from Moneuplotes crassus, 1543 nucleotides. Lineage: Eukaryota; Ciliophora; Spirotrichea; Euplotida; Euplotidae. The record is from the annotation of a GenBank genome assembly.
GUGAGGCUAUAAUUUAAAUUUAAAUAUGGUACAGAGAACUUUUGUAUCCUACCAUGAGAUAGUAAUAUUGGCUAUCAUCUGGAGUGAUUAUUUGAUAAAGCUGUUGUUUACGACAUAUUUCAACAAAUACGUUAUAUACGUCCUCGCUAUUUUGAUGGCAACAACAUUCCUGAAUCCUAAUUCAAGAAAUGGAGCUUUCCUAGCCUUCUUUUUGUACCUUCCAACAUACUUGGUUUGAAUUAUACCUGGAAGUGCUGAGGUAUAUGAGGGAAGAGAUGUUUCCUUAACUGGGCCAUUUAUUCCUGAAUAUGGCUACCCUCUCAUUCUUUGCCCAAUUAUCGGCACAGCUCUAAUGAUAUACAUGGGAAGAUAUAUGGAACUAGAGCCAUCUGGCCCUUAUGGUGUAGGCCAUUCUUACAAGCCAGUUAUAGAAGAUGAUUUCUACAUGAACAGCAUUGUAUUUUACCCAGUUAAGAAAUCUGAAUAUGAUGGAUACAAGUACCAUAUUAGACAGAAUUUGAAAUGGUUCCAGCCUGGCUCAGAUGGGAUCUCUACCCAGGCAAAAGAUAAUGGUUUAAAUCCAAUUCUAAUGCAUGAGCUCCUGACUUAUAGAAUAUAUUCUGUAGAAGAUAGAAAAUUGCAAAAAGAUUUCCUAGCAAAGCAUAAGAAGUUAACACCUGUUAUUGUUUCUCAUGGAAUAACCCACUGGUGUACAUCUCUGAGCGCUUACAUUCUCGAGCUGGUCAGUCAUGGAUGUAUUGUAUUCACAGUUGAUCAUACCGAUGGAUCAUGUAUUGGCUACAAGGAUUUUAGUAAAGAUCCAGAAGAGUUUGUCCCAUAUGCCAGCCAUUCUGAGCAAACCGAGCUUUCCCAAACACAAUAUCAUGAGAAGCAGCUCAAAACGAGAAUGAAAGAUGUUGAAUAUUUGCUGAAAUUUAUUAAAGAGGAAUUUAAAGAGGAACCUUGGGAUAUAGACUUUGAUAAUCUAGUUGCUCUUGGACACUCCUUUGGGGCUACGUCAGCAAUGGAAAUGUGCAAAACUUUUCCAGAUGCAUUUAAAUACUGAGUUGCUAUUGAUCCUUGGUACAUGCCAAAUUACAAGGCAAUAGUUGAGGAAAAUUACUAUGACCUAAAACAACCCCUCCUUUCAUUAAGUACAGAGUUAUUCCACAGUGAUGGACCAACUGGAUUCAUGUCUAAGCCAUGGGUGCAAGAUAAAUUUGAUUCACUUAAAGCAAAUGAUGCAGUUUUUGCAUCAAAAACUAAGAAUGAUAAGGAAGGAACAAAUGCAGGUGGCAGCUACAAACUUAUUCUCAAGAACACAGCUCAUAACGAUUGAAGUGACAAGUGCCUUUAUAUGGAAAAGUAUGAGAAAGCCUCUUUGAAUUCAGUUGACCAAAGCAAGUAUCAAGUUUUUAUCAAUAUUGUGUUAGCCUUUUUGAAUGAGCACAAUGCUUUACCAGUAGAUUACCACAAGCAGGUCAUGGAGAUCGCUAGUCCCCAUAUCUAAAACAGAAAAAUAUUAGGAUUAAGAAUAUUCAGU